UGCGCCUCCACAAAUCAUAGGAAAUCAGCAGGAUCCUCCAAUCGGAUCACUUCGCCCUUUCCCGUCACUUAUACUUGAACGGAAAUUGCCGAGCGUUGGUCCUAUGCAGCAGCAGCAGCAUAUUGAUUACGUCAAACACGGUUGAUGGAGCAUGUCCGGAAGUGUCGAGAAAUAUUGUGAAACCGAAACAGAGUGAAAACGAACUGUCUUCUGCAGCUUAGAGGAGACCUAUGCUCUGAUCUUUGUGGAAAAUGAUUAAAAAUUGUGAUGUUCAGUUUGUGACAUGGAUUGUUUUCUUGGUGGAAAUCGUCAAUCAGGUUGUAGCUGACACACAGUACUGCAGUGAUACAGGCGAAAAGUGUGAUUAUCCUAAGACCUGUUGUCCAGGUGGCUGUUGCUAUGGUGCCGACGGACAUGAUAAUCGUCAUAACCAUGCUUAUUCCUUUCGAGUGUCCUUUUACAACCUUUGGUACUUCUGGUUCAUUGUCCUGUUUGUCCUCAUGUCUUGUUUCGGUGGCUGCGGGUACUACAAACAGCGCCAGAGAUUUUCACGGUCCCGUGGGGUGUGUGGGGUGACAGUGCCUUCACAGGGGGGCCGAAGCUCCCGCCAGCCCAGCACCAUUAGGAGUGGGACCAGCAACAAUCCUUCCCUUCUGCCAUCCUCGCACUCGAACUUUGGCUACACUGGCAGCGAAUACGUCAGACCUGGGCUGAAUCUUCGACCUCCGCCCUAUUCAGAGGUGAUGAUGCAGCCAGACUUAUACCCCGCUCAUAAGUCUGAGUUAGUGCUGCCACCAUACCCGGGCACUCAACAGGUAUCACCACACAACUCAGGUAGUUCCGAGCCUAGCAGCAGUGGCCUUCCCCAGCCUCCACCGUACUCUCUAUUUCAGCUAUCCAAUCAGGGAUCACCAGGUCAGCAGAUUCAUUCACCAACAGACAAUCAAAAUGCAGAUAACAACGGCAGUAGUCCACAGAACGUCUCGGGCAAUCAGUGAUCAAUGGAACGAGAUUUUUUUGGUAUCACAAUAUUAUUGUUUUUUAAUUCAGGUAAAAUUUAUUUAAAGAAUCAUUAUCAAUCGCCUAUAAUCUAUCAUUCUUUUAGUUGAUUUUGUUUUCAUGAUAAAGUAGUGAAGUUUUAUGAAGAGGUCACAUUACCUUCACCAAAUCAAGGAUUAAAUUUAUGAUUGAAAAAAAAUUGCGCCAAAUCUUUCCUGGAGAUAUUUUCAAAAUUAUUAGAUUUGCCGAUAUA
Messenger RNA from Mizuhopecten yessoensis (Yesso scallop), 1252 nucleotides. RefSeq lists its product as uncharacterized. The transcript is spliced from 6 exons. Bases 252 to 998 code for a protein of 248 amino acids. Gene Ontology annotation, cellular component: cytoplasmic vesicle membrane. The record is from RefSeq and is a predicted model, not a curated record. NCBI's taxonomy places the organism in Eukaryota, Metazoa, Mollusca, Bivalvia, Pectinida, Pectinidae.